UGUCAUGCAGCUGACUUGUGAGAGAUUGUUUUUACACUCACACUCUAAAUGAAGUCUGUCUCUCUUAGUUGUCUCUAAACAGCAGGCCGGAUAAGAAAGCAAUGUGGAUUGACUGUGGGAUCCAUGCCAGAGAGUGGAUCUCUCCUGCUUUCUGCUUGUGGUUCGUUCAAUAUUCUUUGUCAUUUUACAAGAUAAACUCAGACAUUACUGACAUUCUGGACAACAUGGACGUCUACGUCUUGCCUGUUAUGAAUCCUGAUGGUUACAAGGUCACGUGGACAACAAACAGGAUGUGGAGGAAAAACCGUUCCCUCAACAAAAACAGCAAGUGCAUCGGGGUAGAACUCAACAGGAACUUUGAUGCAAACUGGUGCACAGAGGGAGCCUCUAACGAUCCCUGCACGGAGAACUACUGAGGUACGUUCCCCGAGUCGGAACCAGAAUCGAAGGCCGUUGCCAACUUCCUGCGCAGUCACAAGGACACAGUCCAGCUCUACCUCAGCAUCCACUCCUACUCUCAGAUGCUGCUCUUCCCGUACUCCUGCACCUUACAGGAAGCAGAGAACCACAAAGACCUGGUGAGAGGUUAUAGUCGUAGCUUACAAGUUUCCA
This is a messenger RNA of Epinephelus lanceolatus (giant grouper), 612 nucleotides long. NCBI's taxonomy places the organism in Eukaryota, Metazoa, Chordata, Actinopteri, Perciformes, Serranidae. The record is from RefSeq and is a predicted model, not a curated record.